Messenger RNA from Anisakis simplex (herring worm), 597 nucleotides. Lineage: Eukaryota; Metazoa; Nematoda; Chromadorea; Rhabditida; Anisakidae. The record is from the annotation of a GenBank genome assembly.
AUGUCGAAAAGAAAAGUGCUUUUGAUGGGUAAGAGUGGCUCGGGUAAGACAUCGAUGCGCUCGAUAAUAUUCGCGAAUUAUAUCGCUCGUGACACCAGUCGUUUGGGACCGACAAUGGAAGUGGAACAUGCACAUGUCAGGUUUCUGGGAAAUUUGGUGCUUCAUCUGUGGGAUUGUGGUGGACAGGAGGCGUUCAUGGAGAAUUAUUUAGCAUCACAAAAAGAUCAAAUCUUUAAAAAUGUUCAGGUGCUAAUCUACGUAUUCGACGUUGAAAGUCGUGAGUUGGAAAAAGACUAUCGCUAUUAUCAGUCGUGUUUGGAAGCGUUACUUCACAAUUCACCAAAUGCGAAAGUUUUUUGCCUCAUUCAUAAAAUGGAUCUUGUCUCGGAGGAACAUCGAGAUCAAGUGAGUAGUGCCAGCAGUAAAUUUCUAUCUUUAAUUCUCCUUUUUUCUCAGUAUAUUUUCGUAUUCGAAGAGAAAGAACGUGACAUAUUAGCGCGUUCACAAAUUGAAGCCGAUAAAUUCAAUCGAACAAACGCUGUAUGCCAAUGCUUCCGUUCAUCAAUUUGGGAUGAAACGUUAUACAAGGUAAUAUGA